CCAUCAUCAAGAUGCUAGAAAACACAACAAAGGCAGAGGAGGAAGACGUCAACGGAACGUCUUCACUUGUCUUCAUUUCAGUUCCUGAGUUUGACUGGCAGCCGGAGACGGUGGGCGUGGUCAGCAGUGCGUUUCUAUGGGGAUACCUGUUCACACAGGUGCCCGGAGGCUACCUGGCCGCAAGGUAUCCUGCCAACAGAGUGUUUGGAGUAGCUCUGUUCACCACCUGUAUCCUGAACCUGUUCUUGCCCGUGUCAGCCCGGGUGGGGUGGGGGGCGCUGGCCGCCGUACGCGUGCUGCAGGGUCUAGCGGAGGGGAUGACGUACCCGGCGGCUCACGGCAUCUGGAGCAACUGGGCGCCUCCGCUUGAGAGGACCCGCCUCUCCACCAUCACAUUCGCAGGCACGUACUUCGGCGCAGUGACCGGCAUGCCCCUGUCUGGCCUGCUGGCAGAUCUGAUGGGCUGGGAGUCGCCUUUUUACUUUUACGGUGCUAUCGGAAUCAUGUGGUCCUGCGGCUGGUACUUCGUCUCCUCCCCCUCCCCCGCCAGACACACCUUCCUGUCCAGGGAGGAACAGCUGUAUAUAGAAGAGAGCAUCGGGAAUAAAGGGGAAAACAAAAUUAUGGCGCGCUAA
Messenger RNA from Branchiostoma floridae (Florida lancelet), 635 nucleotides. Its product is annotated as vesicular glutamate transporter 2.2-like. Gene Ontology annotation, biological process: transmembrane transport; neurotransmitter loading into synaptic vesicle; regulation of synapse structure or activity. The transcript has 6 exons. The record is from RefSeq and is a predicted model, not a curated record. Gene Ontology annotation, molecular function: L-glutamate transmembrane transporter activity; neurotransmitter transmembrane transporter activity. The coding region runs from base 12 to 635 and encodes 207 amino acids. NCBI's taxonomy places the organism in Eukaryota, Metazoa, Chordata, Leptocardii, Amphioxiformes, Branchiostomatidae. Gene Ontology annotation, cellular component: excitatory synapse; synaptic vesicle membrane.